AUGGCGGAGCAGAAGUCAUGGUGGGCGGGACCCAGCGGGCAGACUCAAGGGCAGUCACAACCGCAGUUCUCGACGUCGCAGGACUUUCGACCCAGUACAAUGGAGCCGCCUGAGGCAGACGAGGAGAAGCUGCUCACGCGACGGAUUCACAUACUCGGCAUGGGCAGCAUAGGAACACUGAUCGCCCAUUCACUGCGAACAAUACCACAUCCGCCGCCUGUAACCAUCAUGAUGCACAAACAAUCCAUGUACGAUACCUUUCGAAGAUGUGGCAGCGUUAUUCGCCUUAUGGACAUCAAGGCUGACCUCAAUGAUCCUCAGCGAGGCUAUGACUGUGAUAUUCGACAGCCAUGGGAGCCAGGCCAGCCACCGCCUGCCUGGCACUACAAGGGGUAUUGGAAGGAAGGCACCAACACGCCUGCCUACCCUCGCAGUGAGGACGAGGUCCUGCCAGAGACCGACGAGACCUUCAUCUACACCCUCAUCUGCACUGUCAAGGCCCAGCAUUCCGUCGCCGCCAUGAAGUCCAUCAGACACCGCGUCGACCAGCGCACCACUAUCUGCCUCAUGCAGAACGGUCUCGGCCAAAUCGAUGAGCUCAUCGACCAAGUAUUCACCGACCCAGCCACUCGUCCGACCUUCCUCAUUGGUGUCAUCUCCCACGGCUGCUACAUGACCGGACCCGUCACGGUCCACCACACCGGCUUCGGCGCCACCUCGCUCGGCAUCCACCGCGACACCGACCGCUACCCCUUACCGCCCAAAUCCCUCCAACAGACCACAUCAUUGUCCUCGCUCUCCCCAGAAGACCGCGCUCGUCACUACCCAACCGACGCCGAACUUUACGCCACAUCACUCUCCGCUCGCUACCUGUUGCGCACGCUGACCCGGACUUCGACCCUCGCCGCCGCCGCAUACCCCUACCUCGAUCUCCUCCAGCUCCAACUCGAGAAACUCUCCGCCAACGCCCUUCUGAACCCGCUCACCGCCCUCUACGACCUCCCCAACGGCUUCAUGCUUCAGAACACACCACUCUCAACCGUUCAAAACAUGCUCCUCGCCGAGCUGAGUCUAGUAAUCCGCUCUCUACCCGAGCUGCAAACCAUUCCUGCGCUAAACGCACGCUUCUCUUCCGCCCGCCUCAAGGACCUGUUCGUGGGAGUAGCGACGAAGACAGCCAAGAACUCAAGCUCCAUGCGCGAGGAUGUCAGGAAGGCGAAACUCGAUACUGAGAUCGACUAUAUCAAUGGGUAUAUCGUGAAAAGGGGGCAAGAGGUGGGCGUGCAGGCGGUUUUGAAUUUCAUGGUGUGCCAGAUGGUGAAGGCGAAGGUACUGUUUGGGGUCCAGAAGGGCAUUGAUGAGAUUCCGUUUGCAGGUGGGAUCGUGGAGGGAACGACGGUGGGGGAGCCUAGUAUAAUUGCUGGGGCUGGGAAGAAGAAUCAGGGCAGGCAGGGUGAGGAUGGUGGUGUUGGACAAGGACCAGAGCCGGUGAUACUGGAAGAUCUGAGUGGUGAGCCGAGGUGGCAUCCCGGGAAGUUCGAGCCGUGA
This is a messenger RNA of Cyphellophora attinorum, 1548 nucleotides long. Its product is annotated as putative 2-dehydropantoate. The transcript has a single exon. Gene Ontology annotation, biological process: pantothenate biosynthetic process. Gene Ontology annotation, molecular function: NADP binding; 2-dehydropantoate 2-reductase activity. The record is from RefSeq and is a predicted model, not a curated record. NCBI's taxonomy places the organism in Eukaryota, Fungi, Ascomycota, Eurotiomycetes, Chaetothyriales, Cyphellophoraceae. Gene Ontology annotation, cellular component: mitochondrion; cytoplasm. The coding region runs from base 1 to 1548 and encodes 515 amino acids.